Penicillium olsonii is the source of this 513-nucleotide messenger RNA. The record is from the annotation of a GenBank genome assembly. NCBI's taxonomy places the organism in Eukaryota, Fungi, Ascomycota, Eurotiomycetes, Eurotiales, Aspergillaceae.
AUGGAGAAUCCCAGCAAAUCACCAGAGGUGGCAGACGGACAAGGAGAAGCAGCGCCGUGCACACAAUUCAGCUGGACUGAGGAUGCUACGACGUCCAGCCACGAAGUCCAGCAACCGAAACGCGACACCAAGAAGGAUAAAUUGGCCGCUGAGCCCUUCCAGCCCGUGCUUGAGAUCUUGAAGCGGCUUGAAGAAGAAGAUCCCAAGCUUGCGUUCCAGGCUGCACGCCUGGUGGGACUCUAUCGGCGUUUGUGGGAGUCUUGUGUCUCCAAGCACGUAGAUAGCCAGCAGAUUGAAGCGGCAAACGAAAAGCUGCGGACUGGAAAUAUUCAGUUGUGCAACGAAGGGAACCACUUGAAGCACCGCCAGGAUGAUCAGGUUGCUCGCUUGCAUGCCAUCGACGAUGCAUUGGAUGAAGUCCGGGGAAAGCUCAUCGGUGUGCUCAAAGUUUGGAGCGAACGGUCGGUCGGUGAAUUGGCUAUUUUGCCGGAAGAUGAGUUUCCCAGAGGUUGA